GAUCUGAAGGUUCACAACCUUUGUAUCCAUAUUUUCUCUCUGAAUGAUGACAGUCCGAGCAUGCUUGCUCUGGAAGAGGAGGAGGAGCUUUCGGCUGCCAAUCAUUGGCUCCUCCCAGCAGCUGAGUUUCAUGGCAUUUGGGAAAGUUUGAUUUAUGAGGAAGGCAUCAAAACACAACUCUUGGAUUAUGUUUCGACAACAAUUUUCUUCUCUGACAGAAAUGUCGACAGCAAUUUGAUUGCCUGGAAUCGUGUCGUGUUACUUCACGGGCCGCCUGGCACAGGGAAGACGUCUCUGUGUAAAGGACUUGCCCAGAAACUCUCCAUCAGACUGUCUGGCAGAUAUGCACACAGCCAGUUCGUGGAGAUCAACAGCCACAGCCUCUUCUCCAAGUGGUUCUCAGAGAGCGGGAAACUGGUCACAAAGAUGUUUCAGAAGAUCCAGGAGCUCAUCGAUGAUAAAGAUGCCCUGGUGUUUGUCCUGAUAGAUGAGGUGGAGAGUCUCACAGCCUCGCGGAGCGCCGCUCAAGCAGGAACGGAGCCGUCUGACGCUAUUAGGGUGGUCAAUUCAGUUCUGACCCAGCUCGACCAGAUCAAACGGCACCCAAAUGUUGUCAUCCUCACCACAUCCAACGUCACAGAAAAGAUCGAUCUGGCCUUUGUGGACCGAGCUGAUAUAAAGCAGUACAUCGGCCCCCCGAGCGCCAGCGCCAUAUUCCACAUCUAUCUGUCCUGUCUGGAGGAACUCAUGAAGCGUCACAUCAUCUACCCCAGACAGCAGCUGCUGAGUUUGGAGGAACUGGGCACCAUGAACUUCAUGGAGAGCGACGUGACCCGUCUGAGCUUAACCCUGAGGAACCUCGCCCAGAGGAGUGUGGGACUCAGUGGACGAGCCUUGAGGAAAAUCCCAUUUCUGGCUCAUGCGCUCUAUGGAAAGUCCUCCACAUUGACAGUCGAGGGUUUUCUGAAAGCGAUGGAGCGCGCCGUGGACAAACAGAGACAGGAGCAGCGUUUCUAGUCCGUUCACCAGCUUCAUCCUCUGAACAUGUUGCUAAUGUUGUCCUAGAACAAGCCAGUGUUGUUUUAUUUCACAUUUGAGAGUUUAAAACGGCACUUAUCUAUGAGACUAUGAGUCAUCUGCUAGGUAACAUAAGAUAUUCAUAAGCUGAAGAUGUGGUGUCCAAAAUCCAUGUUUGAAAUGUGCAAUGUAGCAGCUGCUAUUUGCAUAUGAAAAAAAAAAAGUUUUUUUUUUAUG
Messenger RNA from Sinocyclocheilus grahami, 1254 nucleotides. RefSeq names its product pachytene checkpoint protein 2 homolog. Gene Ontology annotation, cellular component: nucleus; chromosome. The transcript is spliced from 12 exons. NCBI's taxonomy places the organism in Eukaryota, Metazoa, Chordata, Actinopteri, Cypriniformes, Cyprinidae. Gene Ontology annotation, molecular function: ATP hydrolysis activity; ATP binding. Gene Ontology annotation, biological process: reciprocal meiotic recombination; meiotic recombination checkpoint signaling. The record is from RefSeq and is a predicted model, not a curated record. The coding region runs from base 61 to 1017 and encodes 318 amino acids.